Lepus europaeus (European hare) is the source of this 1903-nucleotide messenger RNA. It is a transcript of the gene ROGDI, whose product is annotated as rogdi atypical leucine zipper. Lineage: Eukaryota; Metazoa; Chordata; Mammalia; Lagomorpha; Leporidae. The record is from RefSeq and is a predicted model, not a curated record. The transcript is spliced from 11 exons. Bases 28 to 897 code for a protein of 289 amino acids. Gene Ontology annotation, cellular component: RAVE complex.
GGCUCGAGGGGCAGGCGGGCGGUCGCGAUGGCGACGGCGACGGCGAUGGCGGCGACCGCAGCGGAGCGGGCCGUGCUGGAGGAGGAGUUCCGCUGGCUGCUGCACGACGAGGUGCACGCCGUGCUGCGGCAGCUGCAGGACAUCCUCAAGGAGGCCUCUCUCCGUUUCACCCUGCCUGGCUCGGGCGCUCAGGGGCCAGCCAAGCAGGAAAACUUCAUCCUGGGCAGCUCUGGCACAGACCAGGUGAAGGGUGUGCUGACUCUGCAAGGGGAUGCCCUCAGCCAGGCGGACGUGAACCUCAAGAUGACGCGGAACAGCCAGCUGCUGCACUUCGCCUUCCGGGAGGACAAGCAGUGGAAGCUGCAGCAGAUCCAGGACGCCAGGAACCAUGUGAGCCAAGCCAUUUACCUCCUGGCCAACCGGGAGGAGAGCUACCAGUUCCAGACGGGAGCUGAGGUUCUCCAGCUCAUGGAUGCCGUGAUGCUGCAGCUGACCAGAGCCCGCAACCGGCUCACCACGCCGGCCACCCUCACCCUGUCUGAGAUUGCUGCCAGCGGCCUCACGCGGAUGUUCGCCCCCGCCCUGCCCUCCGACCUGCUGGUCAACGUCUACAUCAACCUCAACAAGCUCUGCCUCACCGUGUACCAGCUGCACGCCCUGCAGCCCAAUUCCACCAAGAACUUCCGCCCAUCCGGAGGCGCUGUGCUCCACAGCCCUGGGGCCAUGUUUGAGUGGGGCGCGCAGCGCCUGGAGGUCAGCCACGUGCACAAGGUGGAAUGCGUGAUCCCCUGGCUCAACGACGCCCUCGUCUACUUCACUGUCUCCCUGCAGCUCUGCCAGCAGCUCAAGGAUAAGAUCUCCGUGUUCUCCAGCUACUGGAGUUACAGACCCUUCUGAGCCGAGGACCCCAGGAGCCUGUCCCCACCCCCACCCUUCGGGGUGCCAGCCAGAGGUGGGCCCUGCAGGCCGCAUUUCUCUGCUUCACCCAUGCUGUCCAAAACACACAGAUAGGAGUGGACACGCAGCGCCGGGAGAAAGGGCCCUGAUCUGGUGGUAUGCUGGAGGGAGUCAGGAAGACCGGUCACGGGGUGGCCCACGUUCCAAGCCUGGCUGGCCUGGACACCUCGGGAACCUUUGGACUCAGGAUGGGGCCAGGCCCUGGACGCUCCUUCCUCUUCCUCUCCCUGUCGGUUGCGUCCGGUGGCCAGGUGAGGGGCGGGGAGGAGGGGCACCGACGGGGCGGUGGAAGCUCUCCCCGUGAGUGAGCUGUAGUACCCUUGGCUAUGUUUGUGCUGCGAUGAGACCUCUAGGAAAUACAGUUCAUCAGACAUUACCUGGAGCCCUGGUCUGUCUGUCCUGUCUGGGUGGGGACCAGGUGAGGGUCCCCAGUGGCCAGUGGCCAUCAGCUUCAAGAACUGGCAGCCCUCUUCCUAGAGCCCAGCUGCCCCACUCCCAGCACCACACCAAAGCUGGACAUGGAACCCACCUUAGAGAGGGGCCUCCAAGGCCGAGAGGGACAGGGAUGAGAGCUCGGCCUGAAGUUCGUGCCCAGACAGCCAGUUUCCCUGCCGUUAGCUGGGUGACGUGGAAUGGCAGGGCACAGCCCCCAGCUGAGGCUUAGAGGACACCGGGAGGAGGGGCUUCAUCUCAGUAGGACAGGAGUCCCCACCCAGUGAGGCUUGGAACACAGUCAAGAAUCAGGCUCUGGGCAAACACAAGGCAUUGUUACUGUCACCUGGGGCACACGGGGGCUGGCUGCGGUGUUAGGGCUCCAGGGCCAAGUUGUCCACUCCCUUAGGGCCUUCCUGCAAGAGAGGGGCCCAGCAGGGUUCAUGUUUGGGUUCCACCAGCCUCCCUAGGGCUGCACGCUCCCCUGCCCUCCUCCUCCAUCCCCCCCCCACCC